Molecule: messenger RNA, 2717 nt
Organism: Syzygium oleosum
Lineage: Eukaryota; Viridiplantae; Streptophyta; Magnoliopsida; Myrtales; Myrtaceae
Product: potassium transporter 5-like
Exons: 9
Coding region: 185-2467 (760 amino acids)
Biological process (GO): potassium ion transmembrane transport
Cellular component (GO): membrane
Molecular function (GO): potassium ion transmembrane transporter activity
Source: RefSeq, a predicted model, not a curated record
GCUUAGUCCCGCGAACCAAACACGUCUUUCUAACAUUGUGUGAAAUCAUCGAACAUAUGGCACGGUUUGUUCUGGCGGAAUAUUCAGUUUGAAACGUCUGGACUCUCUCGAGGCCCUGUAAAGAGCGGAGUCAUCGCUUGACAUUGAAGAAAGACACAGAAAGAAAGUUCAGCAAAGAGCAUCAAUGACGGAGGAGAAGUUGGCGGUGAUGCAUGAGGAAGAAGAAGAAUCGGAGAUCGCAGCGGAAGCGAAGGAGGCGGAGAACGAUGCGAAGCGGAACAUGAAGGAGCGAAAUGUCUCAUGGGCGAAACUGGGUCACUCCGACUCCCUCAACGUGGAGGCCGGUCGAGUCUCCAUGUCCCACGCCCACUCAUCCAAGGUGAAUUGGCAAAGGACAUUGAGUUUGGCAUUUCAGAGCAUUGGAGUGGUGUAUGGUGACAUAGGGACGUCUCCACUCUACGUGUACUCGAGUACAUUCACGGAGGGAAUUAAGGACACUCACGACAUUAUCGGGGUUCUGUCGCUAAUCAUCUACACGAUUGCCCUUGUCCCCUUGCUUAAGUACGUCUUCAUCGUCCUCUUUGCCAAUGACAAUGGCGACGGAGGGACGUUCGCAUUGUACACGCUGAUAUGUAGGUAUGCAAAGGUGAGUCUGAUACCGAAUCACCAGCCCGAGGAUCGAGAAGUUUCGAACUACGAGCUCGACACUCCAUCAAAGCAGUUGCGACGAACUCAGAAGAUCAAGCAUAUGCUGGAGAACAGCAAGACCGCCCAGAUCGUGCUCUUUCUUGUCACCAUCAUGGGCACUUCCAUGGUCAUCGGCGACGGUGUUCUCACUCCAUCCAUUUCAGUUCUUUCAGCAGUGAGCGGGAUCAAGUCACUGGGCAAAGAUGCGGUGGUGGUGAUAUCGGUGGUGAUCCUGAUACUCCUUUUCUUCGUCCAGAGGUUCGGGACGGACCGGGUUGGGUUCUCAUUUGCGCCCAUCAUUUUUGUCUGGUUCACAUUCAUUAUCGGGAUCGGGGUCUUCAACCUGUUCAAGUACGACAUCAGUGUGUUGCGUGCCUUCAACCCUAAGUACAUCGUCGACUAUUUCAACCGCAACGGCAAGCAAGCCUGGGUCUCGCUCGGCGGCAUCUUCCUUUGCAUUACAGGAACUGAGGCCAUGUUUGCUGAUCUGGGUCAUUUCAAUGUUCGAGCAAUCCAAAUCAGCUUCUCUUGCCUCAUAUUUCCUGCACUUCUGAUCGCAUAUAGUGGACAAGCAGCUUAUCUCAUGAAGCACCCUGGCAAUGUUGCCAACACUUUCUAUGACUCAAUCCCUGGACCAUUGUACUGGCCGAUGUUUGUGGUGGCUGUCGCCGCGGCGAUCAUUGCCAGCCAGGCAAUGAUCUCAGGGACGUUCGCCAUCAUCUCGCAGUCUCUGACCUUGGGCUGUUUCCCGAGGGUCAAGGUGGUUCACACGUCGGCCAAGUACGAGGGCCAGGUUUACAUACCGGAGGUGAACUACAUGCUCAUGUUCGCCUGCGUAAUGGUCACCGCCUGCUUCCAGACACCCACCAACAUUGGCAACGCAUACGGAAUUGCUGUGGUGAGCGUCAUGGUGAUCACAACUUGCAUGGUCACUCUCAUCAUGGUUGUGAUAUGGAAGACGAGCAUAUGGUGGAUAGUGCUCUUCUUCACCAUCUUCGGCUCGAUUGAAUUGUUCUAUCUCUCGUCAGUCUUCUACAAGUUCAGAGAGGGCGGUUUCCUGUCACUCGUGUUUGCAGCCGUCCUUAUGACAGUCAUGAUAAUAUGGCAAUACGUCCACAAGCAACGGUACAUGUACGAGCUCAAGAACAAGGUCUCAACGGAGUUCAUCAGAGAUCUUGCCGCAAACCCAAGCAUCAACCGGGUCCCCGGGAUCGCCCUCCUCUACUCUGAGCUCGUGCAGGGCAUUCCUCCUAUACUGUCGCAUUUUGUGGCUAAUAUAUCGUCAAUCCACUCUGUUCUAGUCGUUGUCUCAAUCAAGAACCUCCCAAUCAGCAAGGUUGAGCUGGAGGAGCGAUUCUUGUUCAGGCAGGUCGAACCGAGGAGUAUCAGGAUGUUCCGCUGCGUCGUGCGGUACGGAUACAAGGACAAGAGAGAGGAGCCACAUGAGUUUGAGCGCCAAUUGGUGGACAACUUGAAGGAAUUCAUCCGGCAUGAGUAUUUCUUCCUCGAGGCCAAGAGCCAUGAUGACAACCGCAAGGAUGAGACAGCAAUCCUAGAGGCAGAAGAGGAGAUGCAAAUCGUGCAGCAAGCAAUGGAGAUGGGCACAGUGUACCUCCUCGGGGAAGCCGAGGUGGUCGCCGAGCCGAACUCAUCCUUGUGCAAGAAGAUCAUCAUCGACUACGCCUACAGUUUUCUCAGGAAAAAUUUCAGGCAAGGCGAGAAAAUCAUGGCGAUCCCAAGGAAUAAGCUUCUGAGGGUUGGCAUGACAUAUGAGAUAUGAAUGACAAGAGAACACUACUUGCGGUCAAAUGAGAGAGAGAGAGAGAGUCAAAAAGGCUUGACAUCAGUUAAGUACUAAUGUUGUAUGUCAAAAAGAUCUUGUACAAAGGCCAUAUUGACUCAUACAUGAUGUGUCUCUCCUUCUUCUUUCGCUGGUUUGAAGGCUGCAGAGUAUGGAUGGUAUGCUAUAGAUUUACAGAUACAUCAUAAGACACCUAAAAAGAAUCUCCUCGUCUCUUUUCUUCUCUUCA